Molecule: messenger RNA, 1738 nt
Organism: Gossypium arboreum
Lineage: Eukaryota; Viridiplantae; Streptophyta; Magnoliopsida; Malvales; Malvaceae
Exons: 3
Coding region: 105-1121 (338 amino acids)
Biological process (GO): polyamine biosynthetic process
Molecular function (GO): thermospermine synthase activity
Source: RefSeq, a predicted model, not a curated record
AGGAUGCAGUCUGAGCAGAAAAGCAAAAGAAGAUCGUAAAAGAAAAGAGUUAACCACCCCUCCCCGGACCAGAAGAGUAGGGAGGAUAGAUAUUGCACAGAGUAAUGAUGUCCCAAGGCCAAGGCCUAAGGUUAAUUUCCUACCAAAGUCGACCCAUCGUCUCACACCCAUUUCUAUUAACUCUCAAACCUUCCCGGUCAUGGAAUCAUUUCUCCUUCAAAACACCUGGAAUGCCAAAACCAUUCCAUCUCGAACUCCCACUCCCUCUACCGUCCCACAACUCCCACCAAACCCAAACAGGGACCCAAGACGACGGCAUCCCCAGCGACGACGUCAAACUCAUCGCCAAAUUCAAAACCAGGUAUAACUAUAUCCGCGUUCUCCAAGUUUCUCGAAGGGCCGACCACCCUUUCGCCGGCUCUAGGCUCCUCCUCCUUGAUUCCCCUGGAAACAUCCACAGCAUUUCUUUCCUCUUCAAAUCACUCACCAACACUUAUUUCGACGUUUUCGCCACUCUGCCUCCUAUUUUACCCCCUGGAGCCGUUGGCAUUCUCGGCUUCGGGGCGGGCUCCGCGGCUCGCCUGAUGCUUGAAUUAUACCCAGAUUUGAUAAUCCACGGAUGGGAACUUGACCCAUCUGUGGUUGCAGUUGGAAGAGAAUAUUUUGGCCUUGAAAAGCUUGAAAAACAAAACCCAAAUAGACUUUUCAUUUCCAUUGGAAAUGGAUUGAAAGCUAGCAUUAGAAACGGGUUUGCAGGUAUUUUAGUGGAUUUAUUCAGUAAAGGUAGUUUGAUACCAGAGCUUCAGGAAUCAAGCACGUGGCACAAGUUAAGGAAGAGCCUGAGAAAAGGCGGGAGAAUCAUGGUGAAUGUAGGGGGUAGUUGCGUGGAGGCUGAGGAUGAAGGCAGAGAUGGGAAGAUGGUGAUGGAAGAGACUUUGAAGGCCAUGCAUAGGGUUUUUGGCGACAAGCUUUUUGUAUUGAAUCUUGGGAACCGAAAGGAUGAUGAUAGUUCCCUCGCUUUAACUGGCGAAUUGGCGGUGCCGGAUCGUGAUGCCUGGAAGAAGGGGCUUCCGCGUUCUUUAAAGGGUUACGUUGAUAUGUGGGCUCCAUAUCAGGGCUGAUUCUUGAUGGGAGUAUGCAUUCCGUGUCCGUGAACAUGAAUGCCCAUUUUCUGUUUGUGUUAAUGCCUGACUCAUUUUUAUGGAGGUGAUCAACAUUGAUGUGCCGAUGUUAUCUUCUUGUUUCGCAGGAUGUUUGAAGAAAUGGGUAGAGGAAUGGCCAUCUCUUCUCGCUAAUAAUAUAUACACCUCCGGUUCUUCACUUGCAUACAGCAUUGGAAAACGCCCUGAGACCAUCCUAAUGCUUGGAGUUUCAGUUCUAUUUCUUUUUGAAUAUCUCUAUAAGUCCAUCAACCUUCACACCUCAACAAUAUUCUAUUCUGUUCCAUGUAUGUAUGGUCGAUGAACGUACAUUGUUUUUUCACAAAUGAAACAAAAGAUUUGACUGCUGGAAUUUCAAAUGAGCGGACAUACUUUGUUGUUCUAGGGAAAGGAAGCCUCUUGUUUGCCGAGGCAAUAGGAAGGAAGUUCAUUGUAGCUUUAAAACUCCGAAGGUAUAGUAAUUUUGCCAUGUAUUUGGUAAAACAAAUUAAAGCAUUGACAUGAACCAGUGUGAACACAUUACAUGCUGUCGACUGAUUUUCUGGGUGAAAUGAAACUAGCAUCCGAUGAAAAGUAAA